AUGAAUGUGGGAAUUUUUAACAGAGUCAAUAGUAAGAAUAAGAAGAGUGACGGCAUGUACUCAGAGUGGAGUUCAUUGCCGUUGGAGGGAGGCGGUUGUGGGGUCUUGGGAGCUGUGGGAGGUCGUGAUGUAGUCUUGGCUGUCGUGAGGCAGUUGGCCUCACAUCAACCUAGUCCACUUAAUACUGACUCAGAGGUAGAAUGGGUACUGGAAGUCAUUCGGUACGGGUUAUCAUUACCACUGUCAGAACAUGAAGCUGUUAGAGACUGCGUACGUGUUUGCUGUUCUUGGUUAUCUGCUCUCUUACCUCCUGCGGCUCCAGCUCAACCACCACCGCCUGCUGUGCCAGCACCACUGGCUGCUUCUCCAGAAAAAUAUGCUACCAAGAUACUAAGCCACCUACACAACUUAUUUGUUCCACGGCACAAUGAGAGUGCAGACUUAAUAAGUAAACAAGCUGUUCUUUGUCAUCGCGUGCUUCGCCUUGCGCGUUCCCUCGCUGACAGUGCUUCUUUGGGUUCUCGUGAAUGGAAGGCUUUACUACUCCUUCUAUUGGCUGCGGCGUCAGCCUUAUUGGCACCUCCAGCACCAGUACAUGGAGCAGCUGAGCAAUUGUGCGAAAGAGUGCUGUGUGUUUUGUUUGAAGUAUGGAUAUUGGCAUGUCACAGAUGUUUCCCAUCACCACCGCUUUGGCGUACAUUACGCGAACACUGUAUAAGUUGGCGUCAUCGGGCCCCACUCACAGAGACAUGGACACGGGUGUCUUUAUGUCUUACAGCGAGACUCCUUAAGCACAUGUAUGGACCACUAUUCCCCGCUAUGCCUAUAAGCGAUGAAGACGCCAAUUUAGUUCCGGCUGAUAUGAGCGCAGAGAGUGUAAUGCAGAGUUGGUAUCGCGUGCUGCACACAAUAGGCAAUCCCGUGGACUUGUGUCACCCGCACCUCAUUGCGCAUACGCCGCACCUUCUGCAGUACUCAAUGCGAUGGGAAGAAGGGAGCAACCAACACCCGUGGCUUAGCGCCUUGCCGUCUAUCUUCCACCGAGCCAUGUUGGGACUUGCAGCCCAUGUGGACGCAUUUCUUGGGCGAGGACAGGAGCGCUGCUGGGCGGGGCUCGGUAGUGCCCAGGCGGGGCUCACUGACGAAAAGGAGGAGGAAGAACUGACUCCUCCUACGCAUCGAAGGCUCGCCAAGUCGUUCAGCACGUCACGACCACGGGAGAAGAUACCCGAGAAAAGUGCACCGCGGUCAUCACUUAUUGGCUUGAGCAGCAGUCGACCGGCUAGUGUGGUCCCAACCACUCCACCUAAUUCAAUAACAUCUCAAGUUGGAGAGACGGAGAAACCGCCUUUAACACCACUUCGUCCCAAAGUCAACUCGAUACUACACCUGUUUGGGGAAUGGCUUUUCGAAGCCGCGUUGAUAGGGACCAACCCGACUAAUAACCAACAAAGGGGCGAAGGCACACCGCCGCCGCCGACAGAUGCUACCUUUAAAAUCAACACACUCAGUUAUCAAGCUGGUCGCGCAGUUGCACUAGGUACUCUUUGUCGUGUGAUUUGCUCCAAGCAAUGUCGCGAAGAAGUGCUGGCGCCAUACCUAGCACGUACCUAUGCAGCGUUGCAGCGCGGUCUUAGAGACCCGGCCACAGCGGCCGCUGUUGUGUUAGAUGCCGCUGAUAUAUUUCGAUUGGACCUAGAUGGCGUUCUAGUUCUAGUACCAGAUUUCAUAACAGCUCUAGACCGUAUUUUAUCCGAACGCGAACCGAAGUUGGAAUGUGGUUCCAUAGACAAACGCGAACUGCGUAAGGCGGCUAUCAGCCUUCUAUUGUCGCUGGUUGCUUUCCCUUAUCAUUAUAGAGGGUUGCCAGUUCCUGAGUUUCCUGGAUGCAAUGAUUAUGCCGGGAUGACCCUGGGAGAAUACGCUCGUGCUAAACUUUCGCUGAUCUGCGUAUCUGCCGUACAAGUGGAAACUUCGGACUCGCUCGCUGUUCCACUACUUAGCGCUCUGUACUUAUGUGUGCGUCACAACACACACGCUCUUAACAAAGCUAAUAGUGCACCGCCGGGGUCUUCUCUCUCGCAUUGUUCGGAGUAUAGAGAGGGCGGCAGUGGCCCAGCAAGCGCUGAAAGCGUUCAAGAUGACUUCGCAGCUGAUGUUAGGGAGCUAGAUCCAUCAUCGCCUGUUUUCGGUGCUGCUCUUGUUACACGAGCAACAUAUCUAGUGUGUCACCGGCUUAUAUCGUCAUGGAAAGGCGAUUUACAAGUGUCUCUGGCUGCCCUCGAGCUACUCUCGGGUCUUGCCAAGUUACACUCUGCAAAGCCCGACGCGUUGGAGCGAAAGCGCGCAGUGCGUUGGAUCUGCGACUACAUCUCUGUUCAGUGCAGUCGACCACCGCAGGCCCAUUCCCGCGACCUUCACUCUUGCGUCGUAGCCGCCUACACAUGUCUCGCCUCCUGGCUUUGCCCAGCUUUGCUCAAUGACCCUGACUGCCUCGCUGCGCUGAUGGAAGUAGUCGAGCUUGGGAUAUCGGGGUCGAAGAGUCAAGGAAAACCUGGGGAGCCAACGAAGAUGAAAGACGAAAAGGAACUAAAGCCAGUGUCUAUGAGAGUGCGAGACGCGGCCGAAGCGCUAUUGAUGCUGAUACUAGAACAGAGCGGUACAUGUGGAACCGGUGCGUGGUGUCGCUUAGACGAGCGCUGGUUGUCCGCCCUGGGCCACGGAAAAUUACGCCAUUUCGUAGCAGAUGGUAGCACUCUACUGUCGUUACUCGAAGAACCGCUUGCAAACAGUCAGGAACCGCAGCCCACUAUCGUUGUGAUCAUUCGCAACGGUUGGGGUCGUUAUGCAUGGUCUUUGAGCAGCCGUGGAGCGGCGCGGUGCGCUGGUCGCGGUGGGGGAGGGGCGUGUCCACGUCCUGUGGCCAUGCUCGAGCCACCUGCCAGAGCACCUCCUGUUUGCUUACCACUCUGUGCAGCUCCACCGUGCGCUGUAGACUCGGCUUUCCCCAGUUUGGAAGCAGUACUCCGUCAGCUAAACGAUCCCGAAGCAACCGUGCUGUUCAAGCUAUUGGAACAGCAAGCUGCUAUAGAGAGACGCGUAAGAGAGGGCGAGGAUAAUGUUACAGGUGAAGAAUACGUGCCUCCAGAACCCGUAACAGAGUUCCAAACAGCGCGCAUGUUCCUAUCGCACUUUGGGUACCUCAAUAUUGGACCCGAUAAGAAGAACUCCUUGCCCCGAUUGCAAGCGCUGGACAGCACAAACGUUGGUUUCUCAACCGCGCUACGACGUCUAGACGGCACAGGCAGCCGGGCUGCUCUGACAGUGCAUGUGGUAUGCGUACGCGCAGGUCAGCGCCGUGCCACUGACAUCGUUGCUAAUUCGCUGAGCGCUGACACAGUACCGGCUGCAUUUAUACGUAUGCUGCGCGGACUGGGAACGCCGGUGCGUGUAUCUGGCCACGCCGGAUGGACUGGCCACAUCAGGUCUAGUUAUGACGCACAGCCACACUUCACGAAUAAGGAGAAUUCUCCACCAGACAACAUCGCACCAGCUAUGUACGACGGACGGGAACAAGUAUUAUAUUGGUCUGACUCGACAGAUGAGAUAGCGUUCGUGGUUCCAUCUGGAUACGAACUUGACGAACCAGAAGAUGCAGACAGCAUGAGGACAGACGUGGAUGGCUCAUGUUUAUCUACCAACCGCAGUACAGAUAAAAGCCACGGCUCCUGCUGGGACGUGUCGGGUAGUUCCGGGCACGCGAGUUAUGAGCGCAGUACUAGCGAGUGCGAACGAACCCGACCUGCGCGAGCGCCGCUCUCUGACAAGACGAGGGCUCUCUCACUUGAGUUGGAUCGCGCAUUAACCGGUAGCGGGAGAAGGAAUAGAGAUUUUGCACCAAAAAUACUCAUCAUAUGGUUGGAGGACUUCGAAGAUCAUCUUAAUUUACCUAUAGACGACUUGCUCCGCCACUGCGAGACGGGCAUUCCGUGGCGACGUCACGAAGUGUGGUCGUUAUGCGUAAGCGCAGUGUUAGGUGGACUGGUACGUGUACUCUGCCCCCCUGCCUCUGGGGUGCUAGCAGACGGUGCAUUGGUAGCCCCACGGUUGCUACCGGAUUGUCUUCGUCGUGCUGCGACGCACCUGGCUAGGCGCACCCGGCUCAACACUGACCUCUACCAACCGCCUCACGUCCGCAGACGUUACUUGAUUCAAGACAUCGCACAGCAAUAUAAAAAGGACUUGGACGAACCAGAAUUGCUGGAGUCCUUAUUCAAAGCACCAUAG
Leptosia nina is the source of this 4287-nucleotide messenger RNA. The record is from the annotation of a GenBank genome assembly. NCBI's taxonomy places the organism in Eukaryota, Metazoa, Arthropoda, Insecta, Lepidoptera, Pieridae.